UCCCUUGCUAUAAAGCAGUCCAUUUUGAAAUUCUCGUCCGUCAACAAAUUUCUCAGCCUAUCUUCUCCCCUCUCAUUCUCAGCAACAAUGGACCCCAUCACUGUUCUCUACAUUGUUCUGGCAUCCUACUUCUGCUUCUCGAUCUGGAAGUUCUUCGACCGCAAAAAAGACCAAGAAUGCUACAUCCUCGACUAUCAAUGCUACAAACCCACCGACGAUCGAAAGCUCUCCACCGAGUUCUGCGGGAGGAUCAAAGCGAACCGAAACCUUGGCCUCGGCGAGUACAAGUUCCUCCUCAAAGCCAUCGUCAGCUCUGGCAUCGGCGAGCAAACCUACGCCCCGAGAAACGUCUUCUCCGGCCGAGAAGCCUCCCCCACCCUCGACGAUGGCAUCUCCGAGAUGGAGGAGUUCUUCCACGACAGCAUCGCCAAACUUCUCGCCAGGUCAGCCAUUUCCCCCUCAGACAUUGACAUCCUCGUCGUUAACAUCUCCAUGUUCGCUUCCCUCCCCUCCUUGUCCUCUCGAAUCAUCAAUCAUUACAAGAUGAGGGAGGAUAUCAAGGUCUACAACCUCACCGGCAUGGGUUGCAGCGCUAGCCUCAUUUCGCUCGACAUUAUUAAGAACAUUUUCAAGACUCAGAAGAACAGGUACGCGCUCUUGGUCACUUCGGAGUCCCUGAGUCCGAAUUGGUACUCCGGGAACGACAAAUCCAUGGUUCUAGCCAAUUGCUUGUUUCGGUCCGGAGGGUGUGCCAUUUUAUUGACCAACAAAAGGUCCUUAAAGCACAAGGUGAUGUUGAAGUUAAAGUGUCUGGUGAGGACCCAUCACGGGUCUAGAGAAGAAGCGUACAACUGUUGCAUUCAGAAAGAAGAUGAGCAAGGAAGGCUAGGGUUUCACCUGGGGAAGACUCUCCCAAAGGCAGCCACGAGGGCAUUCGUAGACAACUUGAGGGUAAUCUCACCCAAGAUUUUACCCAUGAGGGAGCUGCUGAGGUUUAUGGUGGUGUCCUUGAUAAAAAAGCUGAGCGUUAUGGGUAGUCCGCCCAAGUCUUCAAGCGGCGGAGUCACGAAAUCGCCAUUGAAUUUCAAAACUGGGGUGGAUCAUUUUUGCUUGCACACGGGAGGAAAGGCGGUGAUAGACGGGAUCGGAAUGAGCUUGGAUCUGAGCGAGUACGAUCUGGAGCCAGCAAGGAUGACCCUACACCGUUUCGGCAACACGUCUGCAAGUAGUCUGUGGUAUGUGUUGGGGUACAUGGAGGCCAAGAAGAGGCUGAAGAAAGGGGAUACAGUGUUCAUGAUAAGCUUUGGUGCAGGCUUUAAAUGUAACAGCUGUUUGUGGGAGGUAAUGCGAGAUGUGGGAGGUAAGAAUGUGUGGGACGAUUGUAUUGAUGACUAUCCACCAGAUUCUCUGGCCAAUCCUUUCAUGGAGAAGUAUGGUUGGAUCAAUGACCUCACGGCGGAGGAUCUUCCCAACGUGCAAAUCCCAGAUUUUCUCAAGUAAAUUGGUCCUUGCUGGUGGGACGGUUUAAUUUGUGUUAUUUAAUUUCAAAUAGUUUUCUCUGCACACUAUUAAUUAUACUCGUUAUUGUUAAACCCUUCAAGGGUUCAUUACCCAAUAAGGUGUGCUGCUUCUAACACGCACCAGAGAAGCAUGCCACUGAAGAAAGGGUAUUCUGGUCCCCUGCUAGUUACUUUCCUCUUUUCUUUUCUUUUUUAUUCGUUAUGCUUAACAGUUCCAUUUAAUUUCUCUUCUA
Prosopis cineraria is the source of this 1753-nucleotide messenger RNA. RefSeq names its product 3-ketoacyl-CoA synthase 12-like. Gene Ontology annotation, biological process: fatty acid biosynthetic process. NCBI's taxonomy places the organism in Eukaryota, Viridiplantae, Streptophyta, Magnoliopsida, Fabales, Fabaceae. Gene Ontology annotation, cellular component: membrane. The record is from RefSeq and is a predicted model, not a curated record. Gene Ontology annotation, molecular function: acyltransferase activity, transferring groups other than amino-acyl groups.